Messenger RNA from Pantherophis guttatus, 6048 nucleotides. Its product is annotated as beta-1,4-galactosyltransferase galt-1-like. Gene Ontology annotation, cellular component: cytoplasm. Gene Ontology annotation, molecular function: glycosyltransferase activity. NCBI's taxonomy places the organism in Eukaryota, Metazoa, Chordata, Lepidosauria, Squamata, Colubridae. The record is from RefSeq and is a predicted model, not a curated record.
UAAGGGUUUUGAGGGGUGCCUUGGGUUGCAAGUAGCCACAUUUCCUUGCGUCUUCAAUCAAUCAGAAUCGAAGGGACCUUGGAGGUCUUCUAGUCCAACCCCGCAGGAGAGCCUAUACCAUUUCAGACAAAUGGCUGCCUAGUGUCUUCUUAAAAACCUCCAGUGAUGAAGCACCCCCAAUUUCUGAAGGGAAGCUAUCUCACUGGUUGAUUGUCCUCACUGUUAGGAAGUUUCUCCUUAGUUCCUUGAUUCGUUUUCCAUUUUGACGUUUCUUGUCUUGCCUUCUGGUGCUUUGGGAAAUAAGUUGACUUUUCCCUCUUCUUUGAGGCAGCCCCUCAAAUACUGGAAGACCUGCUAUCGUGUCCCCUCUCCCUUUCCCAGUCCUUCUUUUCUCUAUAGACUGGCUAUAUGUGUCCUCUUAAAACAGCUUACAAAUCAAAGAUGGUUGCACGUCUUGUGAAAUCGCGCGAUGGGUGUGUGCAGGCUUGGCAGAAGCGGUGAGAAGAUGAUGAUUUGAGCUGGCAGGAGCCUUUCUUUAUCUGAUCUCAACACAUCCAAAGCUGGGCUCCUCUAGGCGUAUUUGAUUGUAUCUCCCAUUUUCCAUCGUAGGCACGUUAGGGCAGGGACGGCAGGGAGGAAAAAAUGGCUGCUGUAGCUGGGUGGAUUUGCAGACAGAGAGAAAAAUGCAGCCCGAGAAAUUUCCUGACAGUUGAGAACAAUUCAUCUGUGGAACAGCUUGCCUCCAGAAGUUAUGGGUGCUCCAAAUUAGAUUUUUUUUUUUUUAAGAAGAGAUUGGACAGACAUUUGUUUAAAAUGGUACAGGCUUUCCUGCCUGAGCAAGGGUUGUUGUUGUUGUUGUUUUUUAGUUUUAUAUACCGCCCUACUCCCGAAGGACUCAGGGCGGUGAACAGGCACAAAAUAAAAUACAUAAAUACAAAAGUUAAAAGAUAUAAUUAAAACCAGAUUAAAUCAUUUAGCCCAAGACAAUUAAAAAAUCCCAAUAAUUUAAAACAAAUUAAAAUUUCGAUGUAAAAAAGAAUUUUAAAACAGGGUUGGACUAGAAGACCUCCAAGGUCCCUUCCAAUUCCGUUGUUCUCCGUUAUCCUAUAACCCCAGAUCAAUUCAUCCAUGGAACGGCUUUGCCUCCAGAAAUUGUAAGCGCUCUUAACACUGGAGGGUUUUUUGUAAAGAAGAGAUUGGACAGGCAUCUGUUUAAAAUGGUAUAGGCUUUCCUGCCUGAGCAGGAGGUCGGAUAGAUGACCUCCAAGGUCCCUUCCAACUCUUUGUUAUUCUGUUAUGCAACUCACUUUGAAACUGGGGGGGGGGUUUGAAAUCAAUGAUGAUACGUUUCACUGAGCAACAAAGCUGCAUUGUUUUCUUGGCAGCGUGGAAGCUGUUUUUCUAGUCCUGAGCAGAUCUGUUUUUAUACGUGCUAAAUGCACCCUAACGAAAAGAUGACAGACAGCAGAGACAGAGGUUGAAACCUGCUGGGCAUCCACGCCCUUAACAAAAGCAGUUGUGUAUUUUACUCGCUUCUCUGCCUGCCUUACAAGGUUGCCCCGGGCUGUGGACGAUUUGACAAGAGUUUAGAAAUAGUUCAAAUAAGUACAUUAGUGUUUGUCUGGCGCAGAAAGCAUUCCCUUUUGGGCAAAGCAGUUUUAAGCUCUGGCCGGAAGAUUCCGGAGAACGAGAAACGUCAACAAGGAAAGUAAAAUAAGACACAGCAUGGAGAAAGAGUUGAUUUUAACGCUUGGCUUGUUUUUGUUGGCGUGGCCGCAUUUGGAACACAAUUAAGCACCGGUUGUGUUGGAUGAAGUGAGACGCAGUUACUCCAAAAAAAAGGUACUAUUCCCCUUUGGGAUAGGUUGAUAUGGCUCUCUUUUUUGGCUGUAAGGAAGCAAAAAAAGACCAAAUGAAAUGAAAUACUGAACAAUCAACUGCAGGAGCUUUGGGAAUGUCCAUCUGCGGCAGAAAAAACAGCUCGUCCCCUCGAAUUUGCGGCUUCGUUUUCGUCUUUACGUUGUUCCUUGUGUCAUAUUAUUGGAAGAAAAGCUGGGAUCCGUUGAACGAAAAUGCUAAGGAAGGGAAACGCCCUGGCAGGUUUUGCAAAGGCCGGCUCGCCGACGGUGCAAUCACCCCACUCCAGGAUAAACACAGUUUUAUCAUCACCCCUUAUUUUGACAAGCGACAGGAAAAUCUCGUCCGGGUCCUGAGCAUUAUCCACCAUCAAAAAGUCAGCAAGAUUUACUGCAUCUUUUGCUGCGAGAACAGCCAGAUGAUUGAGGUCGUACAAGGAGAAAUCGAUGUCCACAAAGACCGCUUCGGUUUCCCAUACGGCACUGCAGAUCUGCUUUGUCUUCAGCCAGAAGACUGCCAAGCUCACUUCAUUUCUGUCCAUCCCGAGAAUCCCAACCUGGAAUUGACCCACCUGCCCCUAUUUCCCAUCCGAAACCUCUAUCCGGAGAAGCCCUCUGUGGACUUCACGAUCUGUAUGUCUACCAUGUUUGGGAAAUACGACAAUGUCUUGCAGUUCGUACAGUCCAUGGAGCUGUACAGGCUUCUGGGGGCCCAAAGAGUGACGAUAUACAAGAACAGUUGCAGCCCCCUCAUGGACAAAGUUCUCAACUAUUACAUCUCCCAAGGCAUCGUGGAAAUUAUUCCUUGGCCCAUCGAUUCGUACCUGAACGUUUCGACCCACUGGCAUUACUCCAUGGAAAGGAAAGAUUUGGGCUACUACGGGCAAAUCGCAGCCUUGAACGACUGCGUUUACUACAACAUGUUUAAAAGCAAAUAUCUCUUGCUGAUUGACCCCGAUGAGGUUAUUCUUCCCUUGAAGGAUGCAGACUGGAAGUCCCUAAUGGAAAGAUUAGAAAAGGAACAUCCAGGAGUUGGGAUUUUCCUUUUCGAAAACCAGGUUUUCCGUCGCACCAUGUUCUCCGAGACUCCUUUCAACUUUUCAUCCUGGACAACGGUGCCGGGGUUUAACGUCUUUGAACACAUCCACAAGGAACCUAAAGACGUUCACAGUUUCAAUAACGUGAAAAUGAUUCUGGAUCCAACCAGAGUCAUUCAGACCUCAGUCCAUUCUGUUCUCAAGCUGUAUGGAGGCUCCCUUGAAGUCGCCAAUGAUCUCGCCUUUAAUUUCCACUGCAGGAUCGCCGAACGUACGAACUUACCCGAUAGCACUUUGAUUCGAGACCCAGUCUUCUGGAGAUACAACAAAACUUUGAUCCCCAGAGUGAAUGAUGUCUUAUUUAAAUCUGGGAUUUUAGGAGCCGGUGACUCGGCGCAAAAGCAAAAAAGUUGAAGCCUUAGUAAAUUGCAUCAGUGUGUGUCUGUGCAUGGUUGUGUGUGUGUGUACACUCACAUCUAUGUUGUCAAAUGUGAACAACUAGAUCCAUACAUGAAAAGUGGAUAGGAAUCAUCUCAGUCUUACCCAGGGUAAGGCUAGAUAAGGUUCAAUGGGAAAAUUAGACUUCACCUACUUAUGUCCAUGUAGGGAUUCCAGACUAAUUCCCUGCUUGACUCCUCCCAUCCCCCCUGGCUAGGCCAGUUUCUCUCCAACACACACACAGACAAAUAUGCACAGAAACACAUGCUCCUUAGUUGACUGCAUGAUCUACCUCUCAAUCUUGACACUAUUUCUACUUCAGGAAAAACAAAAUGCUCAUUUUGGGGCAGCACCCUAAUCUUAAACCGCUUUUUUGUGGAAAAGACUGAUGGCUAGUCCUUUGAUGGCAGUCAUUUAAACUUUAAGCGCAGGUUGUCCUCGAUUUAUGACCACAAUUCAGUCCCACGUUUCUGCUGUUCAGUGAAACAUUUGUUAAGUGAGUUUUGCCCCAUUUUAUGACGGUUGUCAAGUGAAUCACAAAGUUGUUAAGUUAGCAACCCGGUUGUUAAGUGAAUCUGGCUUUCCCCAUUGACCUUGCUUGUCUGAAAGUCACAGAAGGGGAUCACAUGACCCUGGGACACAGCAACCGUCAUAAAUAUGAAUCAGUCCCCAAGCAUCGGGAUUUUGAUCCCGUGACCACAAAGGUCAGAAGUGCGAAAAACGGUCAUAAGUCAUUCUUUUUACAAUCCCAUUGUCACUUCGAACAGUCACAAAAUGAAACUGUUGUAAGUCGAGAACUGCCUGUAUUUCACCAUACCUUGGUUGGCGGGUUAGUCUUUCCUGUAAGGUGAGCUCUCAUUCUGUAGCAUUCUCUUUUAUUAUAGGUUCCUUUCAUUUUUAGAAUUUCGCUGCUAUGGUGGAACUUGAUUACGCUCUUUUGGGCGAUCAAUCUCCUUGAAUCAUUGGGACCGAUGUUGAAGAUAUUUAAGCUUAUCAAUCAGGGCAGGGGGUGUCAAACUCGAUUUCAUUGAGGGCCACAUCAGGGUUGUAUUUGAUCUCGGGGGGGGAAGGGGGGCAGUGUGGGCGUGGCCAAGGUGACAUCACUAGUGUCAGGGGUGCCUGCGGUGGCCCAAGUGCUCUACCAGCGAAAAUGGGCUCCCGAGCUCCGUUUUCAGCCGUGACAGCUUCCUGCAACGCCCUGCCAGUGAAAAUGGAGCUCUGUUUUUGCUGGCAGAGGCACUGCGGGCCAGUCCUUUGCUGUUUCCAGGGCAGCCCCGCGGGCCAGAUCUAAGCACCCCGCGGGGCGGAUCCAACCCCCUGGGCCUCGAGUUUGACCCCCCUCCCCCCCCGAAUCAGGGGAAAGAAGACAGGUCUUCUAAUCCAGUAGUCUCCAAUUUUUGCAGUUUGGCGACCUGGCCCAGUGCGAGGUGUUUGUGUGUGUGUGUGAGUGUCAGGCACGCGUGUGCAUGCACACAGCUCCAUUGGUGUGAGCAGCAUCAAAUCGAGCUUCGUGUUUGAGUGGAGAGUGCUUGCGUUUGCGCACAAAGCUCCACUCGCGCGAGCAGUGGGCGCUUGUAUUCGUGCGUGAAGCUCCACUUGUGCAAAUGGAGCUUCGUGCAUAAGACCAAACACCUUCUGCUCAAGUGCCUUAUGUUUGCAAAUGUGCAGCUUCAUGUCUGCGCACUUGUCGGCUAUUCCUGUGAGUGGAGCUUUGCGCACACUUGUUCAUCGCUCGUGUGGUCCGGUUUCAAACAGGCGGCGGCCUGAUGGUGGGAACCCCUGUCCUAAUCAAUGCAGGGGUGAAAUGCUCCCGGUUUGCACCAGAUCGCCCAAUCCGGUAGCGAUGGCGGCGGGUGGUUCGGAGAACCAGUAGCAAAAAUCCCUGCCCCCCCCAUCACACCAUGGCCAGCUGAGCCGCACGAUCAUCAGAGGCUUUUUUUUUUUACUUUUAAAAGCAUUUUUUCUACAACCUCUUCCGAUGAGAAAAUGCUUUUAAAAGUAAAAAAACAAAAAAAGCCUCUGAUGAUCGCGCGGCUCAGCUGGGAUCGUCAGAGGCUUUUCAAAGCAUUUUUUUCUGCAACCUCUUGGCUGAAGAGGUGGUAAAAAAAAAUGCUUUGAAAAGUCUCUGAUGAUCCCAGCUGAGUUGCCUGAUCGGCAGAGGCUUUUCAAAGCAUUAGAAAAAACGCUUUGAAAAGUUUUUUUAAAAAGAAGUUGGCCACGUCCAACCAGUCAUAUUACCCACCACCACCAAGCCACACCCACAGAACCGGUAGUAACUAAUUUUACAUUUCACCCCUGAAUCAAUCUGUAUUUGAUCGAAAAAAAUGGGAAGCCAGAGGGAGAAAUAAAUAAGAAUUAAAACUGUGGGUUCAACCCAGAAUCUGUUUUUUAUCUAUAGAGAAUGGAUGGGUGAUGUCCAUGGCAAUUGCUUAUUAAGUCCUGAGAUAAAAUCCAUUAGCAAGUAUAACCCAGGAUUUAAUGAUAUAAAAAAAUGGAAGGUGGCACUUCUCUUGAAAAAAAAAAAACAAUGUACUCAGGGCAAAAAUUCUGUAAUUCUUUCUUAAGUUGAAAACUUUGCUUUAUUGAAAAUUGGGCUACGAGGGUUAUAUCCUAAUCAUGUUCAUGAACUUCUAUUAAAUGGAUAAAACUCUUUCCAAAGAGUUGUGCUUACAGGAACUUUGAAGGAUAAUAAAUUUACUGAUGCAGACUCUUGAUAA